Messenger RNA from Pomacea canaliculata, 1286 nucleotides. RefSeq names its product peptidyl-prolyl cis-trans isomerase B-like. Gene Ontology annotation, cellular component: intracellular membrane-bounded organelle. The transcript is spliced from 6 exons. Gene Ontology annotation, molecular function: peptidyl-prolyl cis-trans isomerase activity. Bases 1 to 591 code for a protein of 196 amino acids. Gene Ontology annotation, biological process: protein peptidyl-prolyl isomerization. Lineage: Eukaryota; Metazoa; Mollusca; Gastropoda; Architaenioglossa; Ampullariidae. The record is from RefSeq and is a predicted model, not a curated record.
AUGGCGGAGUUUUGUCGAUCGGAUCCAGUUGUUACCCAUAAAGCAUGGUUUGACAUCACGAUCGGAGGGGUGUAUGCUGGAAGGGUUGUCAUUGGAGUGUUCGCCAGGACAGUGCCGAAGACUGCCAAGAACUUUCUUCACCUGGCUUCUGGCAAGCCUUUUGGCCGAGAUAAGGAUGUAACAUAUAAAGGAACAAAGUUCCACAGAAUCAAACCCAACUUCCUGAUUCAGGGAGGUGAUAUUGUGAACGGCGAUGGCUCAGGGGGUCGGAGCAUAUAUGGAAACAAAUUUCCAGACGAAAACUUUGAUCUUCACCACUACGGCGCAGGUUGGGUGGCCAUGGCCAACUCUGGUAAGGACACCAAUGCCUCCCAGUUCUACAUCACACUCAAGAAGACCAACUGGCUGGACGGAAAGCAUGUGGUCUUUGGCAAAGUCCUGCAUGGCAUGAAAACACUUCGCAAGAUCGAGUUAACACAGACGGACGAAAAGGACAGACCCGUCCAGGCAGUUGUCAUCGUCGACUGUGGAGUGGACAGCGUCGAGAGGCCAUUCGCUGUCCAGAGAGCACCCGCAGAGGAAAAUGAUUGACUUCUGUGUCUUCACACCCUGUCUGUGAAUAUAAAAGUCUAAUACAUUUCUUAAUUGUUUGUUGUUUUUUUAAUAAAGCUGCCGCACCUGUCAUACGCAGUACCUGAAACCACACUAGUUCAUGUAAUCUAGUUAAUUAGUGUACUUCUAUUUUUAACUAAUCCGCGUGAAUUAUGUGUGAAACAAAUCACACAAUAAACUAAAAGUAGUGUGCUGCACAUGGGAGUAAUGUUAUGUACACAAAGCUUUUAACUGGACCUUGGUCAAUUCAUAACAGAAAUUAUGCAAACUAUAUUGGUUUAUGAUACAGACGUCUUUUGUUACAUGUGGUGGCUAUCAUCCGUUACAAACUUCGCAUAAAACUGCAUACAAUAGCUCUAGUUGCACAAGAGCGAAUAUGCUUAUGGCGAAGGACUUUACCUAUUAGUAAAUAGUCGCGGAAAUUCAUAUAGAGCCUAUAUGUAGUUAUUUAUAGCAGAUUUGUGUAUUUAUUUAUAUAUGUUUAUAAUAUUAAAUUACUUUAAAUGACAAAUGUAAACACAAAUGAACGUGAGAAUUACAUUUUAAAUCAGAUGUGUACUUGGUUAUGAAUAAAGGUAAUGCCUAAAUAUCAACUUCUUUGCAUUGCCUUUUCAGUAAUUAUUUUUUUACGGCUUUUGUCCUUUCCUACUUCUGUUUCUCGGUGCACCUCUCUC